CGGAGCGGAUCCGCCGUGUCCAGCGCGCUGUAAAUCAGUGCAGGUUUUAUAAACUUGCCCUCGUUCUCCCACUUCCGUCUCUUGCCCACGACUCACUCAUUCAACUCAACACCCUCAGCCAUGAAAGAUACUAUUGCGUGUGACGUUGGCGUCGUUGGCGCGGGGAUUAUCGGCCUCGCAUCUGCCCUGGAUCUGGUGCAGGCUGGGUACCGUGUGGCCGUGGUAGCCCGGAACCUCCCCGGGGACAAGACAACCGAGUGGAGCAGCCCAUGGGCUGGUGCUGCAAUGCUGCCGUCGCAGACAGACGACGUGACAGACAUUGAGAUGCAGCGGAAGAGCUUUCAAAAGUACAUGGCACUGGCACAUGAAGAUCCAGCAACGGGCGUACAGAUGGUCAAGGUGACCGAAUACUGGGAUGACAAAGACAAGCGGGUGAACCCAUGGUAUUCCGUGGUCCCCGAUUUUGAGUCACUCGCGGCUUCGGAACUACCUCCCGGCACAAAAGGAGGCAACAGGUUCACCUCUACAACAAUCAACCCCGACCUACUGCUACCUUGGCUGCAAAGCAUACUCGAAAAGCGCUUCGGGGUGGUGUUUAUCAAAGACACAAUUCCAUCCCUGAAGCACGCUGCCCAACGUCUCCGCUGCAAGGCCAUCGUCAACGCCUCGGGGCUGGGAGCGUUCUACCUAGCAGGCGACGAGAAAGUCGUCGGCAUCAGGGGACAGACCCUGCUGAUCAAGAGCUCCGCGGUUUCCCCCGACCUGGACCGGCAAGUCCGCAUCCGGCGCGGCAACGAGUACACCUACGUGAUCCCGAGGAUGUCGCAGGGGGUCGUGAUUGGCGGGAUCGAGGACUUCCAGAGCAGGGAUACUGAGGUGGACGCAGCGCUGCGGCAGGAUAUUGUCCGAAGGGUGGAUAUCAUGACGGGCGGGCGGUUCCGAGGCAUCGAUCUGGAGCGGGAUGUGGUCCGGGAUAUUGUCGGCUUCCGGCCCGGGCGUGAGGGUGGGUAUCGGAUUCAGCGGGAGGGAAACGUGGUUCAUGCCUACGGGUUUGGUGGGGCGGGAUACAGAUAUAGUUGGGGUGCGUCGUCGAAGGUGGUCGAGCUGGUGGAUGAACUUGGCCUAGGCAAGGGGUCGAAGCUGUAAUCUUGACGAGCAAGUCAUCUCAUUAGGUUCAAUUCCAAAGC
This is a messenger RNA of Phialemonium atrogriseum, 1187 nucleotides long. Its product is annotated as NAD(P)-binding domain protein. Gene Ontology annotation, molecular function: FAD binding; D-amino-acid oxidase activity. NCBI's taxonomy places the organism in Eukaryota, Fungi, Ascomycota, Sordariomycetes, Cephalothecales, Cephalothecaceae. Gene Ontology annotation, biological process: D-amino acid catabolic process. The record is from RefSeq and is a predicted model, not a curated record. The transcript is spliced from 3 exons. Gene Ontology annotation, cellular component: cytoplasm. Bases 121 to 1146 code for a protein of 341 amino acids.